Messenger RNA from Chelmon rostratus (copperband butterflyfish), 1299 nucleotides. It is a transcript of the gene pdap1a, whose product is annotated as pdgfa associated protein 1a. The transcript is spliced from 6 exons. Gene Ontology annotation, cellular component: cytosol. The record is from RefSeq and is a predicted model, not a curated record. Gene Ontology annotation, molecular function: RNA binding. Lineage: Eukaryota; Metazoa; Chordata; Actinopteri; Chaetodontiformes; Chaetodontidae. The coding region runs from base 158 to 640 and encodes 160 amino acids.
AAAGCAGCAUUUCGACGUUUGUGCUGCCGACAGCGGGAGAGACGAAGUAGUUUCUAGCCUUUUCUAGCACUUUAAACCAUCAGUUUUGCUUGUGCAACUGACUGAUUAUUUAGCGAUAUAACACCGGACUUCAGUUGUGUAAAUAACACUUUUUAUAAUGCCACGGGGCGGGAAAAAGGGCCACAAGGGCAGAGGGAAGCAGUUCAGCAAUCCCGAGGAGAUUGACCGACAGAUGAAAGCGCAGAGAGAGCUGGAGGAAAAUGCUGGCGCAGAGAAAGGGAGCUCUUCAGAGUCUGAUGAUGAGAGCAGCAGUGACGACGAUUCUGAGUCCAGGAAGAGGAGUGGAGUGGAGGGGCUUAUAGAGAUUGAGAAUCCCAACCGUGUCUCUCAGAAGAGCAAGAAGGUGGCUGAGUUAGACCUGAAUGCUCCCAAAGAGCUGUCUCGCAGGGAGAGAGAGGAGAUAGAGAAGCAGAAAUCAAAGGAACGCUACAUGAAGCUCCAUCUUGAGGGGAAGACUGAGCAGGCCCGGGCCGACCUGGCCAGACUGGCCAUCAUCAAGAAACAGAGGGAGGACGCCGCCAGGAAGAGAGACGAACUCAGGAAAGAAAAAGAAGCUGAAGAAGCCAAAGGAAAGCGCUAGUUUUCAUCUAAAUGCACUUCAGUCUCAGAGAGAUGGCGAGAGAAGGAGAUCUGGAGGAGGAGAACGGGGAGGGGACCAAUUCAAGUGGCAUCAGAUCAGGGGUGCUCCUGAACUCCUGUCCCUCAUUUCAAAUCAGGGGGGCGUGGGUCUUCCAUGACAGUGUGGUCAGGACAGGAAACACAGGUGGAGCAAAGCGAGAUGAAGAGGAAUGCAACAUUUGGGAUGCCUCCAGUUUUCUUCAAAAAGUCUUUUAAGAGGAGAUAAUCGCAGGUUUUCCAAGUGCUUCACUGCCUCUUUACUCUUCCCCACCCAUCAUGGUUUUAAUUCUAAAGCUGCUCAAGUUAUUUCCAUGCAUUUGAUUUCUGCAUCUUUACAAGAUUACCUAAUACAAGUUUACUUAAUGACUGGACAGAUACUAAAGUGAGCGUGCAUGAGGAUUUCUUUGGUGCUUUACUUUUCCUUCCAUCUCACCUGUUUCCUAAGAAGGCAAAUGAGUGACAGAUGGAGAAAAGAACACUAUUCAGAGGAUAAACUGAUAUAUAGGAAUUAUACAAUGUAGUUUAGUAUUUGUGGAUGUAUUGCACAAGACAUUGCUAUAAUUUUCUAUAAGAUUGAAGUUUUUUUUCCCCACCAAUCUAAACAUGACUUUUUCCACCAUC